GAGAUCAGAUACACAACUAAACUAUCAGUAAAACUUUCAAAACGACACACAUUUUCCCCUUCAGUUUUCCCCAUUUUUGAUAAAACAACAUGGCGUAAGUUAGAACUACUGUGUUGCAAUGUUGACCGAUUAUCCAGUGAAUCCUCUGAAUUCUGGUGUCUUUGGAAUCACACACCGCCCACACAGAAAGCAAGUGUCAAGCUUUAGGUCGGGUGGUGUUCGGAAGAGAUCCCAAAGCUGCUUUUUUGGAGUGGAGACCCUGGCUGAGCUGGUUUGGGAAGGCUGGGAGCCAGGGCUAGAAUAUACCAAAGCACUUUCUCUUAAAAGCAUACAUGGAAAACUCCAAAAACUGAGCUUUAGACCUCCUGUGUCCAAGUUCUUCAACACACUGUUUCCACAGACUAUCCUUCUGAGCCCAGGAACAUCUUUUUCCCUUCCAAUCACUUUUCGGCCGGUUGAGAAAUGUGAGUGUGUGGACACGAUAGAGUUCGAGUGUAAGGAAGGCUCAUUCCAGGUGUCUCUGCGUGCUAUAAUUCCUCACUAUGCUUUGGAAGUACCAGACACUGUAAUGCUGCCACCCUGUGCUGCCCAGCACAGCUCCCAAACCAGCUUUGUCUUUCAUAACUCUAGUAAGUUGCAGACUGGAUUCAGGUGGUCUGUGGAUCCUCCGUUCCAUAUCUCCCCUGAGACUGGGCAGUUAAAACCUGGAGAAGAGUGCAAGGUUACAGUAGAGUUUAAACCAAAGGAAGUUCAGGUGUACCAGGCCGAGGCCCACUGUGCUUUCGGUGAUGAUGGGGAGAACAGCUGUACUGUACUUCUGUGUGGCCUAUCCAAGUACCCUUAUCUCCAGAUCUGCACCGCUGAGCAGGAGGAAGACUGUAAGGCGCUUGAGUUUGGCAGCUUGGCAGUGGGAGAUUCUCUUGAAAGGCACUUUGAGAUCUACAACCCGUCCACUGUUAGCACAACAUUCACUCUUUCCUGGUUGAGACGACCGCCUCUUAUGGACGUGGUGUUCCGCUGUGAGGUGCGUGAGGGGAAGAUCGAACCUCAUUCAGUGUUGAAAGUCCCUGUGUGCUUCUCCCCACUCACGGUGGACUGCAGAAGUGUGGACUACCUCUGUCUUACCUGUCCUGGUGCUGUAAGCAAAGAUCUGCUCAGAGUGUCUGGAUCCUCCGUAGGACCAAUAGUAUUUCUAAGUACCUCUGUGUUGGACUUUGGCUGUGUUGAGGAGGGCACAGAGGUCACUCACACACUACAGAUAAUAAACUCGUCUGCAGUAUUGGCUUAUUACCAGUUUGAUGUGAACACUUGCCACAGUGUGUUCGUUGUUGACCAACCUGGAGGCACCCUGCCAGGCAACAGCAGACUCACCUUGCGUGUGAAGUUUCGACCACACCACCCUAUUGCUCAUCACAAGAUACUGACCUGCUUGCUUCUCCACAGGGAGCCUUUGUUUCUGGAUUUGAUUGGCACCUGUCAUUCAGAGCAGUUGAAACCAGCCAUUUUAAACCCCAGACACUUGAAUAAGGACAGAUCAAAUCUGUUAAGAGGACUCACCUGUUACCCUCCAGACAUACUGAGUGCCAUGCUGGAAGAACAUAAACUGAAGCUGGAUGAUAGCGGAGCUUUGCAGAUUGCAGCAGAAGACAACUCCACUCCCCUCUUCAGACCACGGAGUUCUCUAGAAGAGUAUUUCCACAGUAAUUCAGCACCUGAAGCAGAAUUAGGACUUGAAAACACAUCAAACCCAUCUAAGUUCUCUACCCACCAUGUUACGGCUCAACCUUCUGAGCUCCUUUUUUAUGAUGGCACAACAUCUAAGUCAGUCUCCAUAACCAACCACACAAAGGGCAAGAUCUGUCUGGCAUGGACUCCUGGCACCAACUGUUUCUCCAUCUCUCCUCUCUCCUGCGAACUGAGCCCUCUAAAGUCCACAACCUUCAGAGUGGCAUACGUUCCCAACCAGCAGAACAGCUUCCAUGCAGAACAGCUUGAGUGUUUUGCUUUUUACAAGGUUCUGAAAGGCAAUAGAUAUGUGGAUGAUCACACUUUGUGUCCACCCUGGUGCUUUACAGUCAGGGUGAGCGGUCACUCUUUUCAGCCUGGAAAAGAGCAUUUCGUCCCUAGCUUCUCUCUUCAACACUCUCGAAUAGUAUUUCCUGCACUGAAACAGGUGUCAUACCGCAAUAUUCUCUUGAAGAACACAGGGGACCUGCCAAUGACCUUCAAACUGGACUCAGAGGAGUGUCCCUCAGUAUGUGUGCUGCCACCUAUUGGUCUGGUGCCACCUGGUCACCACCAAAUUCUCACAUUCAGAUCGACUCCAUCCCAGGAUCACACUGCCAGUAUGCCUUUGACAUUGCAGCUAAAUGCCAGCCCCAAACACACACAGGUGCUGAAUGUGGUUGCUGCAACAGAGAAACCUUCUAUGGCUGUGGAGGAGGGUGGAAGUCUCUUCUUUAAGCCCACGGCAGUGGGCUCCUGCUCUGAACGAAACCUGUGGGUGAAAAACUUGAGCAGGAUGCCCGUGGAGUUCCAGUGGAAGCUGUGUGGAUCCGACCAAAGAGUUUUGUCUGUAUAUCCAGAUUCAGGGACACUCCAACCCAAUGAAUCCAAGGUACAGAAGUGGUCUUUUGCUCCUCCGCAAGAGAUGAUGUACAACCUGAAGGCUAGUCUUAUGUACUGGCCUGUUCAAACACCACAGUGCAAGAAGUCCCAUCUUACAGUUAAAGCAGUCGGAUUGGCAUCUAAAGGCUGUCUAGAGGCAGAGCAUCCUAUUAUAGAUCUGGGUGAGGUGCUUAUUGGAAGCUGCAAGUCCUUUGAUGUUCCUCUACUGAACAACAGCUCCUGUGCCUUCAGUUACUGUCUGAGCGCACAGCAGAGCAUCACUGUUACAGAUCUUCCUGAAGACAUGACUCAAGAUCCUUUGGUUCUGGAGAUGGAGAAUGUAAAGGGAACCAUUCCUGCACACUGCAGGCUACAGGUCCGCUGCACUGUGAAACUGGCUCGCAGAGCCCAUCACUGCUGGACCAUCGGUUACUACAUCAUCAAUGCAUCUGGCUCUGUGGGUGAAGAGCCCCAGUCAGUGUGCCAGGUGCAGGCAGAAGGCGUGUACCCCACACUGGAGGUGACAGAUGUCCGUAGCUGUGGCAGUGUGGAGAGGCUGAGCAAACUACAGCUCUGGCACUUCUUCAAUCUGGACACACUCAAUACUUGUCUGCGCAGAGAUCCCAGGCCAUCUGAGCUUACCUUCAGGGUGCCCACCAGACACAGUCUUCAACGCUGUCCUGCUGUCUUUACCUCGGCCAUGAUGGAUUUUAACUUUAGUGCGGCUCCACUAAGCUCAGAGCCUUCCAGUAUUCUGCUCAUGUUUAAGAACACUGGAAGUAUACCUGUAGAAUGGUCAUUUUUGUUCCCAGAGGAUCAACAGAUUGAGCUUGAACACUGGGCUGAGAAUGGAGAUUUCAGCCCUUCUGAGCUUCACAUGAUGAAGGUUCAAGACCACAGACUCUUCUUGGUCUCUCCACGCUCUGGUAAACUCCAGCCCAGCCAACAGAGGGCAGUUCAGUUCACAUACAGACAUGACUUUGUAGGAACAAAUCGUCUUCCGGUCCUGUUGAAACUUUCACAUGGAAGAGAGAUACUGCUAAAUUUUAUAGGAGUAACUGUGGAAAGAGAUAGACGCUACAUUCAUCUACCUUCAAACAGACACUCAUUUGCCCCUGUGGCAAUUGGAGGGUUCAGCCCACCCACACAGGUGUAUGAGCUGUAUAACGCAGGUGAUCUCCCACUAAGAUACCACAUCGACACCACUCCACUGGAGCAGCUGAUGGAAGAAAACUUCAGUCACCCUGUCUUACAGUGUCUGAACCCUGACGGAGAGCUGGAGCCAGGACACACAGCCCUUGUGGAGUGGAUUUUCUCACCACUGGAGGCUAAAACAUAUAGUGUGGACAUUCCUAUUCAUGUGCUGGAGGGAGACAGCAUGUUUGUUACUUUUGAGGGCCAUGGCUUCGAUGAAGGACACUCAGAACCCAUUCAGGUGAAAGAUGGAUGUAUUACUAUGCCUAGCACUCAAAAAAUCCCAGUACCUGGACAGGUGGUGUUCCUGUCAGAGGAGAGGGUGUGUUUCGGUGAUAUUCCAGUGAGCUCUCGAAGUACGCGAAUAAUUUUUUUGACCAACGUCUCACAUACAGACCAAGUCUUGUAUAAAUGGAAUGUAGACUGCCAACAGACUGUAGAGAUACGUCCUGAGAGCGGCCGUCUAGCGCCAGGGGAGAGCGUUCUCACCAUUCUGACAGUACAAGCUUCAGGCAGCCCCACUUUCUACCAGCAAGACCUCAUCUGUGAGAUCAUUCUUGAAGAGAUGCUAAUACAGUAUCACAAAGACCUUCAAGACUGGCAGGUUGAGGUGGAGAGACAGAAAUAUGAGUUUACUAUCACUGAAAAAGACCUGAUACAAGAAAGUCAAAGGGAUAAAUGCACUCAGGCAGGUGCAGUGUUUAAACAGAAAACUGGUGCAAGAAAAUAUAAGACACUUCCACCCAUCCGUAGCAUUGACCAAGUGGUGAGUCCUUCCACGAGACCCAGUCGGGCUGAAAGACAAGCCCAGCAGCAGACAGGCCUGGAAGGUAGAAGACAUCCUGAGCCCCCCCAUCCUGCAUUACUCCACUUGGGUGUUACUGCACGCUCACACACUCUAAUGGAGUACCAGGCACAUUUCCCAACUCAAUUGAACACUCAUUAUAUACACAGGUGUAUGCAGUCACAGCCUUCUCAGUCUGACAAAGAUCAGAGCUGCCAUUUCCGUGCAGACCUGCCCCCUCUCGCCCACGGUCCGGAGAGAGAUAUCAUCACCCAUGUUCUCAACUCUGUACUAUGGAGUCUUCUAGAUGAUCGUCAGUUCCAGCACUCUGUGACCCAGCUGCAGCCGGCCACGCCUGUCCCCACAUCAGCCCCCUCAGCUGUGGGUACCCAGGACCCUAAAGAAAUGGAUGGUCUGUCCAGUGCUCCUCCAGCAGACCCUAACACAGAAAACCCCAGCACUGCAGACACACAGAAGAUGAGUGAAUGUGACUCAAAUUUACCUGAGGAAGAGUUAAAGAUGAAGGAGUCCAUUUGCAGGUUGCCUGAGUUUUGUGACCUGGUUGAGGACAUUUUGCUCAACACUCUGCAGAACCAAAUGAUGGAGGCUUUCUUGGGCGAGUUGGUGCUGACUGCACGACCACGAAUCAUUGCUCUUCCCCCGUCUCCUGCUAGGGAUGGAACACACUUGGUGACCGGAGAGAUGGACGUUCCAGGAUUUGGGUACAGGUAAGGGGUGUUGGGGUGGAGAUGGGAUGAUUGGAUAUGACUUGCGAACCGAUGGAGGAGAAGAAGUAUAUCAGGAUGUGGAGAUUUUGGAGAUCACCAGUAAGUAGCAUACGCUAGGGUAUGAAUUUUUCACCACAAUAGAGACCAGACACUGUGGCUGAGUGAACAGUUUGUUCUUAUAGUGUUUUUGAUGAGGUUAGAUGAUGAGAGCUGUUGUGCAUGAUCAAUAUUCUGGUUAUUGAGUGCAUUGAGUGGUGGAAAAGCCUGGUGUAGCCGUGACAAAUAAUAAUCACAUUAGAUUAAAAUACACAGCCCUACCACUUUGAGGUAAAUCAUUAUUCUACUGAAAUAUAAUUCACAUAUACAGUAUAUAUAUCUCAGCAAACACAUUUUGAGCAUUUAGAAAGUUCUUAAGUGUUUUGCACAUUUUUUUACAUCAUCUAUACAAAAUUUAUCGCUCCCUGACAUGUCUUAUUUAACAGCUAGUCACUUCCUUCCCUAACCCUAAAAUAGUUACGACUGAUGUUUGAUCCAGACAAUACAUACCACAUAUAAAGUAAUAACAAAACAUUUGGGUAAUCUUUCUGACCUGACAUGAAAACAGAGUAAAAUACUGAGAACAAAUUGAAUGCCUGGAUAGGAUACUCCACCUAAAAAUGAAAAUUCUGGAAAAAAUCAAAGGGUCAAAGGUGCCCUAGAACUGUUUGUUUUGCUAAAUUCUUUAAAUAUCUCUAAUAUCUGUUUCAUAUAUAUAAUUUUGUUUUCAACAGAACAAAAAAAAUGUAUUAUGGUAAUUAUGGUAGUCAAUGAUGUCCCAGAAAUGUCAGUUGCUAACAUUUUUCCAAAUAUCUUUGUGUUCAUCAGAUAAAAGAAAUGUAUUCAGGUUUGGAACAACUUGAGGGUGAGUAAAAGAUGACAGAAUUUUCAUUUUUCGUUUUUACCAGAGGGGUAGAAUAGAAUUGAGGUUACGGUUGAGCAGUACUUUUAAGAAGUUAAAGCAGAGGACGGCUGCAGGACCAGACAGUCUUAGUGCAUUUAUUUUGCACAAAAAUUGUGCAGCUUAUUUUUCAGAGUUCCCUAGAUACUCAUAUUGUUCUGGCAAUGUGGAAGACGUCACAUUUAAUACCUCUAGCCUUAUCUCCAAUUAUUAUAAAAGCCUUGGAAAUUAAAAAAUUGUGGUAAAACAGCUGUUAAAAUCAGUAGAGGGUAAAUUACGCAUCAGUUUGGAUAUAAGCAGAAUCAAAGUACUGAAGAUGCAGUAGUAACAUUGUCUGAUCUGAUCCAGAAACAUCUAGACAAGCCUAAAACUAUAGCUCAUGUCCUUUUCUGGAUUUCACAUCAGCAUUCAAUACGAUACAACCAGAGCUUCCAUUUACAAGAAGGAGGCUAAGACGCUUUGGUGCAAGCAAACAGAUCUUGCUUUUGUUUUUUCAAUCGGUUAUACAAAGUGUUAUAUGGAAUGUGUGCAUGGUAUAGUUGUCUUUCAGUUCAAACCAAAGCUAGAUUGGUCAGAUUGAUCUCUAUGUGUUCUAAGAUUGUGGGCCAAAUGUUAGAGCCAAGGCUGUAUGAGAAAAAAAAUACUGUCCCUGACUAGGGUUGUAAUGGUAUGGGUAUUCACACCAAACCGUCACGGGUAACAUUCCAAAUAUAUUCAUCAUUCCUAUGACCUACUUAGGGAGUAGGGCAUAUAGGAAUGAUAACUUCAUUUGGAAUUUCCCCUGUGUACCGUUACACCCCUAUCCCUGGCAGAUAAAACCGUGGCUGAUUCGUCCCAUAUUUUAUAUGAAGAAUAUCAAUUUCUGCCAUCAAAUAGAAGAUUUAUAGUACCAUAUGCUAGAAUAAAUAAUAAUUCCUUUGUUAGUCGAUAAAAUUACUAAAUGAGAAUUGGGGAUCGAAGUAGACCUUAUGGUUCUGAAAAAAUGGGUUGUGUAGGGGGAUGGGUAUGUUUUGUUGUUUAUUGUGCUGUUUAUUUUUGUGUGAUGUGGAUGUGUAUUCUAUUCAUGAUUGUCAAUACAUGAAUAGAAUACACAAAAUGAUUACCAAAUGAUUGUAAGAUAGUAAACAAUGUGGGAUGUGAGACAAAUUUUGGAAGAAAUUCCAACAUUAAAUCAUCCAAAAAGGCAAACGCUCUGUGGUUAAACUGAGGUCAUAAUGGUGAUAAAUGUGCAGCAGAAUGAGGAAUCUGUUCUCUCAUGCACAUGUGAUGGUUUUAUUUGUGUUUCUGCAUGUGCAUGUGCUUGUUGCUAUUUUGAGAGCACAUGCCAUGACGAAGCUCUCUUCCUCUGGGGGGAACUGACUGUCUGAAUUUUUUGAGGCUGAGAGAUGCACCUGACAAGAACUAUAAAUGUAGAGCAUAACAACAAGUUUGUAUGGAACAAAAUGACAUUUCUGAUGUGACUGUUAACAACAAUUGCACUUUAAAUGUUACAUGGAGUUGUUGCAGGCCAGGUGUUUAAACGACAUUAUUUACGAGGCUACUUUACCUUGUUUUGAAUAUAUUUUAUAUAUAAAUAUAUUGUUUUGCUUAAUAAUAAUGUGUAUAUAUGGCCAGCUCUGAGCUUGACCACAAAGUAUGUUUAUGCAUGAUGUAUAUGCUGAAAUAGGAUGACUUAUAUAUACUGUAAUACAUAAAUAUGAAUUAUUAUUUAUAAAUGGCACCUUAAGACUUCAUAACCUAUAAUAAUACAAACAUAUAUAAAAUAUGUUACAUUAAAUUGUAUUUGAACAAACCUCUUAUGAGUUCUUGGUAUAAAGAUGCUCAGAAGUACAUUGCUAUUGUCCUAUUGUUCAUCACAUUCCUCCAGCUGAACAUUUUGUUUCUCCUUUACAUGUAUAUGUCUUCUCUGUUCUUUCGUGUCCGCAUUUAAACUGUAUGCACUUGUAGUCAAAUUACGUUCACAUCGCAAACAGCUCUGUUUGUCUUUUCAAGACAUUGCUUCCUUUAACUUUUUCUAGCUUCUCUUUAAGUGUUUUUUUUUUCGUUUGUGUCAUUUUAUCGUUUCAUUUUCUUCCCCACAUAUGAAAAUACUGACUUCCUGCCUGACUGCCUUGUUAACCACUGCAGUCAUCUGAAAACAUUUGCUUUCUGCACAGUAUGUCA
Molecule: messenger RNA, 8413 nt
Organism: Triplophysa rosa
Lineage: Eukaryota; Metazoa; Chordata; Actinopteri; Cypriniformes; Nemacheilidae
Gene: cfap65
Product: cilia and flagella associated protein 65
Exons: 33
Coding region: 119-5317 (1732 amino acids)
Source: RefSeq, a predicted model, not a curated record